AGGAUGUUCCUACCUUUAACCAAGUGGACCAAGAUCUCUAUCAUCGACUCCCUCCCUGCCCCCCUCCUCUUAUAAACCAUACAUUGAAACGACGUCUAAUUGUGUUGUGAUCCAGGCAGCAGUGAGCUCAGUACACAGCUAGGCACAGCGACGGGGUCCGGUCCAGGGCCAUGGCUAAGGAAAGCAAGCUAACGGCCGGGGUGGCCGCCGCGCUGACCGUCGUCGCCGCUUGCGCGCUAUGCCUGCUGCUGCCGGCGACGGCCCGCGCGCAGCUCCGGGUGGGAUUCUACGACACCAGCUGCCCCAACGCCGAGGCGCUCGUCCGCCAGGCCGUCGCGGCCGCCUUCGCCAAGGACGCCGGCAUCGCCGCCGGCCUCAUCCGCCUCCACUUCCACGACUGCUUUGUCAGGGGCUGUGAUGGAUCCGUCCUCCUCACCGUGAAUCCUGGCGGCGGGCAGACUGAGCGUGACGCCCUCCCAAACAACCCGAGCCUCCGCGGCUUCGACGUGAUCGACGCCGCCAAGACCGCCGUUGAGCAGAGCUGCCCGCGCACAGUCUCGUGCGCCGACAUCGUCGCCUUCGCCGCCCGCGACAGCAUCAGUCUCACCGGGAGCGUCUCGUACCAGGUCCCCGCGGGCCGGCGCGACGGCCGCGUGUCCAACGCGACGGAGACCGUCGACCUACCCCCGCCCACCUCCACGGCGCAAAGCCUGACCGACUUGUUCAAGGUCAAGGAGCUUAGCGUGGAGGACAUGGUCGUCCUCUCCGGCGCUCACACCGUCGGCCGCUCCUUCUGCGCCUCCUUCUUCAAGCGCGUCUGGAACACAAGCACGAACCCCGCUACCGCAAUCGUGGACGCGGGGCUGAGCCCGUCGUACGCGCAGCUACUACGCGCGCUGUGCCCGUCAAACACGACGCAGACGACGCCGAUCACGACGGCCAUGGACCCGGGAACGCCCAACGUGCUGGACAACAACUACUACAAGCUCCUGCCUCGCGGCAUGGGGCUCUUCUUCUCCGACAACCAGCUGCGCGUGAACCCGCAGAUGGCCGCGCUGGUGAGCAGCUUCGCGUCCAACGAGACGCUGUGGAAGGAGAAAUUCGCGGCGGCCAUGGUAAAGAUGGGACGCAUCCAGGUGCAGACAGGGACGUGCGGAGAGGUCCGUCUCAACUGCGGCGUCGUCAACCCGAGUUCGUACUCGUCGUCGUCGGCGGUGGAGCUGGGUUCGAGCGCGCCAGCAGCCGUCGGUGAAGAGGGCUACGCCGCGAGCUAGUAGCUCGCAUACCAGUCUUCGGCCGCCGUCGUUGUCGAGAUCAAUGAUUUUUUUUCUCUCUCUCGCAUGCAUCCCUCUUCUGCUUUUAUUUUGUCGCGUGGACUGUGGUUUUUGUUGUGUCGAUGAUCUUUGUUGUGUGCCAGUGCCACUAAACGUACGCAUGCCGGCCGGCGAACUCUUAACUUCGGUGGCGGGUAAUAAUAAGCAUAUGUAUGAGUAAGA
Molecule: messenger RNA, 1496 nt
Organism: Zea mays
Lineage: Eukaryota; Viridiplantae; Streptophyta; Magnoliopsida; Poales; Poaceae
Product: peroxidase
Exons: 3
Coding region: 171-1274 (367 amino acids)
Biological process (GO): hydrogen peroxide catabolic process; response to oxidative stress
Molecular function (GO): peroxidase activity; heme binding
Source: RefSeq, marked validated